This is a messenger RNA of Pantherophis guttatus, 1554 nucleotides long. Lineage: Eukaryota; Metazoa; Chordata; Lepidosauria; Squamata; Colubridae. The record is from RefSeq and is a predicted model, not a curated record.
CGUGGGAGAAGACCCGAAUAACCAAAGACCUACAUACAAUACAAUAAGAAACCAGCUUCAGGCUGAUCUGGGAAUAUCAUGAAAUGACUACAGGAGGAGGGAAAAGCUUUGAGGUGUUGGGCCUGAAACAACCUGCGCAAAGAGCUUUUUCUACAGAAGAAUGAAGACACUCGAAUGCUUAUUACGGCAGGGGGAAUAUGAGAUGUUUCAGUAUUCCCCCAUGUUUGAAAGUGAUUUCUUCCAGAUCAAUAAAGAAGGUAACCCAAUUAAUGUCCACAAUAAGAAGAAAGUCAUUACACUUGGAGUGACUUCCACCAUUCCCACGCUGCCGAUCCCUAACACCCUGCUUCUGGCAAGCUCUAUUGUCUCAUCUGAAGAACAUAUUUCAAAAUCCACAUCCAUAUUCCAUCAGCCCCUCCCAGGGAAAUUGGAACUGAAAAGGUUAUUCCCUUUGUGCUUGGUCAAGAUCUCAAUCCACAACUUGGAAAAGAAGCAGCUGCGACUUAAACUAGUGACUGGCCGCACCUACUACCUUCAGCUGUACCCUACAUCACAUCAGCAGCAAGACCUUUUCGCUGAUUGGAUCAAGCUUGUGCAAAUGAUACGGCCAUCUUCAAAAAUAAAUUUCAACCAGCAGAAGCUGGAAAACAAAAAAUUGAUGAAGCAUAGUGCACCUCUAGUUCCAACUCCGAAACCUAAAAGCCCACCUCUUCAGAGAGAAUCUCAAUGUGCACCUGAAAAAAAGACAAAGAAUAAGAAGAAGAAUAAGAAGAAGAGCAUUUGUCCUGUCAUUCAAAACCCCACUACUCAGGCAAAGGAAACCAAAAAAGAAAAUGAUCCAACUGCUGUACGUUCUAAGAGCUCCCCCACUCCUGAAAUCAAACCACCACCUCUCAAAAUAGAGAAUGUUCAUGAGGCCUUCUAUCAAACCCCAGAGGAGAAGAACAUUGCAAAAAAGUUAGAGAGGGAGAAAGUAGAGAAUCCUGGUGCUGGUGGUGAAACAGAAAACUUGGAUAUUAACAGGUACAGAAAACCAGUUAGGAAGAAUCUCUCCAGUCAAAGCAGGUCUGGACACAGAGGUGCUGCCCGAAAGCCAAGCAAGAUAGCAUCUCUCUUUAUAGGCUGCUUCAGGAGCCAGAGAAAGAACAAACGAAGCAACAAAGCUCAGAACAAAGGAAAAAGAUACCGGGCAGAGUAAAACAAUGAGUCUGAACACAUUAAAAGAGUAGGAGCUCCCUUAUAAUAUAGCUGACCAAUUAUAAACUUCAUCUUCUGAAUGCAAGAAUCUUUGUCAUAUAGCAAGCAGAGAACUAGAAUUGACACAUUCAAGCUGAGCUUAGUGACCACCCAUUGCUCAGAAUAUCCUUCGUCUUUCAUAAAGGCAAGAAAUAUUCUGUUAUUCCGUUAAAUUUCAUGAAUGCAGUUUUUCAAUAUUUUAAAAAAAUAUUCUCAUACUAGUUAAAACUACAUGCAAGGGCCAGAUAGCCUUACGUUGUUAUAAAAAAAAAAUCAGUGUUUUUAUAUAUAACAAUAAAUGUGCUUGACAUGAAACAA